Messenger RNA from Agrilus planipennis (emerald ash borer), 807 nucleotides. RefSeq names its product DNA replication complex GINS protein PSF2 (gene Psf2). Gene Ontology annotation, biological process: DNA replication; double-strand break repair via break-induced replication. Gene Ontology annotation, cellular component: GINS complex; nucleus. The transcript has a single exon. Bases 94 to 690 code for a protein of 198 amino acids. Lineage: Eukaryota; Metazoa; Arthropoda; Insecta; Coleoptera; Buprestidae. The record is from RefSeq and is a predicted model, not a curated record.
ACAAUGUUGUCAUGUCAAUUAAGAAACCUAGAAAUUGUGAGAUUUGUAAACAGAAGCACCGAAGGUACGAAGUGGUAAAAGAAAUUUAAUGUCAUGAAUCCGGAUGAUAUAGAGUUCAUAGCUGAAAAUGAGUUAGUUCAGGUUAUUUCGAAUUUCAACAGUCCUGUAAUAGCCCUGAUUAAAGGGAAUGUGGGCCCCUUUCGAGCUGGUUUAACAACCCAUGUGCCUCUAUGGUUAGCUGUGAAUUUAAGACAGAGAAGACAGUGUAAAAUAGUGCCUCCUUCAUGGAUGAAUGUGGAUGAUCUGGAGGAAUGUAAGACAAGAGAGAAGAAUUUAAGAAUUUUUACAAAGAUGCCUUCAGACCAUUACAUUGAAGUUGCUAAGUUGCUUCUAGACUGUUCUUCAGAUGAUAUUCCUCAAGCUGAUGAAAUAAGAACGAUUAUUAAGGACAUUUGGGACAUACGCAUGGCAAAAAUAAGAAAUUCAGUUAAUAGUUUGAUUAAAAACAGUAGUUCCUUCGCAGCCCUAGAUAAUCUGACCAUGUUUGAAAUUAAUUCUAUGAUGCCUCUCGUUCCUGCAUGUCUGAGCCAAAUUAUGAGGUUGAAGAAGCCCCCCAGAGGGCUCAAUACUCAAUCACAAUUUCCAAGCUCCAUUCUAAUAAACACAACAAACACUACAAAUUCACUAUAACAUACUUUUGUGCGUGUUGAUUUCCUUUCUAAUAAAUCGGUACUAAAAUUAAUAGCCAUAGGUAAUUUUAUCGCUUGUAAAUUAAGCGUUAGUGUUAAAAUAAAGUUUCAAAACUUA